AUGUCCAACACAUCAACCACGACGCGCAAAUCGGCCGCCGACAUCAUCAACUCGGCCUCACGGCCCACCAAGCCCUUCGCGCGGCACGAAACCCACAAGCACGACCCCCGCAAGCAACUGUGGUGCGACACGCAGUGGACCACGCUGAGCAUGCAGGCCAAAAAAACGCAUAACCUGCCCACGUUGCCUUAUUUUGAUCCGGACACGAUGCUGCUUAGUAAGGAGGUGAAUGAGAAGUUGUGGCGUCAAUUGGAGAGACUGUGGGAUUACUUGGGCCCCGAAAGGGCGCCGUUCGCCACCCCCGUCAUGGCCGAGGGCGGCGAAGUGAAAUGGCAUUCGUUCAUGAAUGGGGACAAGGGCGACGAGGCCGAGGUGUAUGCGAGUGCCGUGGACGCGUUCAUGAGUCGGACGCGCAAGCCGGGGGAGUAUGAUGGAUGA
Molecule: messenger RNA, 438 nt
Organism: Cladophialophora yegresii CBS 114405
Lineage: Eukaryota; Fungi; Ascomycota; Eurotiomycetes; Chaetothyriales; Herpotrichiellaceae
Exons: 2
Coding region: 1-438 (145 amino acids)
Source: RefSeq, a predicted model, not a curated record